GCCUGCAUUGGCCUGCAUCAGCUAUAGCGUGAGCGGCAACCUUCUGGACUCUGACAUGCAUUAAGUGCUACAAAACUGCGGUAUCAACAGCUAUCGACUCCCAGGUUGGGAGCUGCUAAUAAGUUGCCUCGUUUCUGCAACCACUCAACUGUACCUUUCCUCAUUACGCCCUCGACCCGAGAAAGAUUGAGCAGGUUUGCAUCAGUUCUGUUGCUUGACAUUGUGGGCUAGCCCAAUCUGUUUCUUUGGUCUCUUGGAUGAAUAAAGGUUUGGACAUCUGCGCAGAUCGACGCAAUACCAACCUACCUUCUUUUCGCAGACAUGGCCACCUUCUGGCAGCCUCCCUCCCACUCUUCUUCUGAUUCUAGCAUGCUCCUUGCCUCUCUUCCAUCACAGCCUGAUCAACUUGCGUCUCAACGUCCACCCAAGCCACCUAAGCGCACUUCCAGCGACACGCGCGCUCGCAACGACUGCGACAUCAUGCCAACUCAGUCACAACCUUCUGGAAUGCCAGCUAUCGGCGAGAUUGACCUUGCUGACGCACACCGUCCCGGAGACAUGUUGCUUGGAGGUCGAAAGCAGCUUGAGAAGGAUGAGAUUUACCGCAAGCUGUAUGACCUGAAGCUGCACAGCAAAGAAGCACUGUCUGGAUCUGGUUAUGAGAGCACAAUAUCUCGUGAGAAUGGCGUCGGCGAAACGUCGGGCUCGCAGCACAAGGAUCUUCGUGCUCUUGGACUCAAUGGAGUGGCCAGCAAGGAGGACUCAGCUUCAAGCCAGGAAGACUCCUCGAUCGAAACCGACGAAACACACCUACGACCUACUCCUGGUUCAACCCAGCCUCAGCGUCCAACAAGAGAGCCUAAAAUCAAGCCUGGCGAAACCGCGAGGAUCCGAGAACGAAGCAUUGGAAACGUUGACGAUCACGAAACUACUGCCAGGUUCGAUCCCAACGGUUUCGCUCUACCUCCCAUGCCCAGGGACAGAUCGCUUCCCUCCUACACGCCCAGUCAGGGCAUGACCAAUGAGUCCUUGCUGGCAGCACUCCAGCUCCAACAUCAGCACCUCUUGCUAGAGCAGCAGAAGAACCAGCAGCUUCUCAAGGAGCAGCAGGUACCUACUUCACAGUAUCACCACCCACAGACGCAUUCCCUGGCUUCGGGGUAUUAUGGCACGCGCAACGGCUUGGCCCACAGCCCUAUUCAGCAAUUCGCCCCUCACACACCACAGCUCCCACCACUCCCUUCAUUGUUCGGGGCUCCCCAAGGGCUCAUGAUGCGAGGAAACUCCAGCUACGCCAGCAGUAUCAAGUCCACCAGCGAAAACAACAACGACACUACUCAGCCUCACAACUUCCCGGAUCUUCACAACUUACCCGUCGGAGCACAGACCUCGUUUCCCAACUCGCAUGUCCGACGUGACUUUGAGUUCAGUCUCAAGAAGCUCAUGGACAUCAACGUCUUCGAGGAGCUACUAGACGAUCCCAUGGGUCGCUUCAGGUUCAGACAAUGGCUGCAACAGUCCCGCGGCUCGGCUACUGAGCUCGCCUCACUUAACUUUGCUACCGAUGUGCGCUGCUACGAAGAGCUGCUGCGUCAUGUCAGAGCCAUAGCGCUGGGUCUUCACAACCAGUAUCUCGCACCUGGCGCUUCGUGCGAGCUUCCGGUCAGCUCCAUGGAGGCACGCGCCAAAACACUAGAAAGUCUCAGGGAUCUUCUCGAGAUUCGUGCUACCUUCGACGCAGUAUCCAAAGGCCUCAUCCAUGACCUGUAUCACAACGUAUGGCCAGCAUUCAUUCGUACGAAGAUUACGGAGCACGCCAAGGUCCGCCUCGCAUCGUGUGUCUCGCCACAGGACCGCGGCGACAUUGGCGAAGUUUUCUGUCUUACCAACCCACGUCUGCCCGAUGCGCCCAUCGUACUCUGCUCGGACGGCUUCUGUAAGCUCACUGGCUAUAGUCGUGAGCAGAUUAUCGCGCGCAACUGUCGCUUCCUUCAGGGCCCUGCCACGAAUCCAGAGGCUAUUCAGAAGCUACGCGAUGCCCUCAACGCUGCCAAGCCCUGCUGUGAGCUUCUACUGAACUACCGUCGAGAUGGUACACCUUUCUGGAACAUGCUGUCCAUGAUCCCACUUCUCUCUGCAUCGGGAGAGGUCGACUAUUUCCUUGGCGGACAGAUCGAGGUCAGCGGUGCACUCAGUUCGAAGUCUAACCUAGGCUUCCUCAUUGGUGGUGCAUCAGGCGAUGAAAAUCUCGCGAGAACAGAGGAUGGAUUCGCUGAAGCAAUGGGAGCUGCUGCGUUACGUGGAGAGGCUACCUACGAGUUGAGCGACGAGGUGACUGCUGCUGCUGCUCGUGAGCUCGGUGUCGACCCUACACACUUAGCUGGCAUCAACGUCCAAGUCCGCGCGAGUGCCGGUAACACUCGAGGUAAGAAGGCAGCUGGCCAGCGCGAGGACUUAUCAGGCAACACUGUGCUCGGUCCAAAUGGCGCUAUCGGUUCUCUAGGUUCCCAGACUCCUUCGAAGAGCUCCCUCUCUCGCAUGAAAGCCAAGCUCUUUGGCAGUAACAAGCACAUUCGAGCAUAUGAUAACUUCUCGCAGCGCAUUGGAGGAGCCGAGACUCAGUUCACGGAGGUGCUCGGCAUUGACGAGCAGAUGCAGCGCUUCGACAACGUCUACUCAAAUGUCAUGGUCAUUCGUAGGCAGAGCCGCAAGAUCAUCUUUGCCUCGCCUAACUUGUUGGCUUCUCUCGGGCACCCAACCCACACACCGAAGGCUCAGAACGCAAAUUCGCUUCUCAACAGCGACUUCCUCGCGCUCAUCUCUCACCCCUGGGGCGAAAAGUCGGAGACCAAGGCCGUUCGCGAGGCGAUCCGCAACGCAAUCGAGCGCGGUGUUGCCUACAGUGCUCAUGUUGGCCUCAAGCUGAGCAAGCGCGAAUCUAAGAAGGCGGCUGCUUUGGCGAGUAGCAAGAACGCUCGUUCGGAUGACCUCGGUAACGCUGCUGCCGCUGCAUCUCUUGUAAAGCAAGGUCUCAUUCACCUAACCCCACUCAAGGACUGUCACGGUCAAGCCGAGGCAUACACUGUCCUGUUCGGCUGAUGUUCUUUCAAACGCACGGCCUAACAUUAACGAACUCACGCCUCACCAUUCGGGCGCUAAGGCGCUAGGCUCACCCAAUUACCUACAGGCUUCCAACGACUUACUCCACAAGACACGUUCGAAAAUUGAAACUUCGUUACCCUAUUAGCCGUUCACCAAUGUCCAACAGUCGCAAACUUGGAAACAUUCGUCAAACUCGAAACUCGAAAUACGGAACCCGAACUAAAAUUCGGGCAUU
Tilletiaria anomala UBC 951 is the source of this 3337-nucleotide messenger RNA. RefSeq lists its product as uncharacterized. Lineage: Eukaryota; Fungi; Basidiomycota; Exobasidiomycetes; Georgefischeriales; Tilletiariaceae. The record is from RefSeq and is a predicted model, not a curated record. Gene Ontology annotation, cellular component: nucleus. The transcript is spliced from 15 exons. Bases 322 to 3099 code for a protein of 925 amino acids.